This is a messenger RNA of Silurus meridionalis, 2064 nucleotides long. It is a transcript of the gene hmx4, whose product is annotated as H6 family homeobox 4. The transcript is spliced from 2 exons. Lineage: Eukaryota; Metazoa; Chordata; Actinopteri; Siluriformes; Siluridae. The record is from RefSeq and is a predicted model, not a curated record. Gene Ontology annotation, molecular function: DNA-binding transcription factor activity, RNA polymerase II-specific; RNA polymerase II transcription regulatory region sequence-specific DNA binding. The coding region runs from base 328 to 1011 and encodes 227 amino acids. Gene Ontology annotation, cellular component: nucleus. Gene Ontology annotation, biological process: regulation of transcription by RNA polymerase II.
UCUCGUGUGUGCAUUUCAUUUUGUGGAUUUUGCUGCUCUGAGGGUCGCUCGCGUGAACGUGGGCUUGCGCGUGUGCAGCGUGCGCGCGCGCGCUUCCCCGCCCUUCGCGAUAAUAGGCCACUGAGCUGAGGGAUUCCCGCGACCAAUAGACGUAAGAAGGAGAAACCACGCACUUCCGGUCCGGGGAGUAACGGCGGCGCGCGUCUGCGAGUCCGCUAGUCGUUUUGCGGAGCGAUGAUGCUCGCGGCGGGGACGGGGGUCUGGGUUUGAAGCCGCGCGGAGACACCGUGGACACGCAAAAAAAGAAAAAUAUUCAUUAAUAAAACCAUGAGCAAGGAAGAGCCGCCGCGUCGGGCCGCUUCCUUUAAAUUCACCAUCGACAGCAUUCUCAACCUGAAGCCGAGCGCGCGCGUCUUCGACGGAUGUCACCCGAAGGCGACGCGCGCCCCAGCACGCGCAGACGCUCUUUCUCUCCAGAGCGAGGACUCGCUUAAAGAAGACGCGCGCGCAGACCUGACCCCCGGGCGCGAGGACGAAUCCUUCCCGAGCGUGUUGGCUGGUGGUGGAGGCGCGGACGCACGUGAAAACAGCGGCAGCAGCGACCGGGGAACGCGCGCGGCGGCGAAAAAGAAAACGCGCACCAUCUUCUCCAAGCGCCAGAUCUUCCAGCUGGAGUCCACGUUCGACGCCAAGCGCUACUUGAGCAGCGCGGAGAGAGCCUGCCUGGCCAGCUCGCUGCAGCUCACCGAGACUCAGGUGAAAAUCUGGUUCCAGAACCGGCGGAAUAAAUUAAAACGGCAGCUGCUGUCGAGCGAAAUGGACGGAGCGACCGCCGAGUUCGGCGACGCCGCCAAGAGCGCGGCGCUUCCGCUUUUCUACAAAGAGAGCGCUUUAUUCGGACGGUGUUUAUUACCGACUCCGCUGCCGCUCGUGUAUCCCGGAAGCAGCGCGCCUUACUUGUGUUUCUCAAACACCAACAAAUACUUCGGGCUUUUCGAAGGAGAUGUCUGACUUUGUCAAAAGGUUACUAUCAUCUAUUUUUUUAAUAUGCUAUAAAGCAAAAAAUUAUUGAAACACCCAUAUUUUUUGUUUGUUUGGUUUUUUCAGCCUAAACCUACAAGUAUUAAUUUGUAUCUUGACCUGUAUUUGCUGUUGUCGUUUGGUUAUGUUUAUUUUCUGCAGUGAAAGUUGAGAGAUUAUAAUAUCGGCUUUCAGGGACCUGUUUCUUUCUAUGCAAAGCUGAAACGCUGAUGUUAUUUAUUGAUAAGUAUUUUGAUAUAGUCACCUAAUACAUUUUAUGCUCUUAUGACGUCAUAACUAGCAGCAUCCAUAUCAGCAACAGUGCCAAUCACAUCCACAGAACAAUAAUACAAACGUUUACACUUAUUAUUAUUAUUCAUUAUUAAUUAUUAUUAUUAUUAUUAUUAUUAUUAUUAUUAUUAUUAUUAAUACUAUUACAUCUUCACCAAAGAAUCAACGGCUACACGUGUUUUUUAUUUUUAUAACCUCCUACAUAGGCCUACAUCCCAAACAAGCUUAAUUCAACCCAUUUAAAAUGAAUGUAAAUGCUAUUCAUCUUUGUUAUUGUUUUACUGCAUGUUUAUUUUUAUCAUCUUAAUUUUCUUUUGGUGUAACAUGGCCAAGUAGCUUACAUUUAGGGCUUUUCACGCCUUUUGUUUUUUUUAUUACAUUUCCUGUUUUACACUUACUUCUCAAGCAAUUCUAUUUAUAGGUUAUAUCUAGUAGCACACAGCAAAUCCCCAGUGAUGUCUGAAUGAACUUACAGCAAUUACACUGCUGACUUAACUCGCUCAAGUGUGUACUUGUGUAUAUCAUUGUUUUACAUAAACACUAUAGAGUUAAAUAUGACCAGAAAAGACUGUUCAUUGUGUGUUAAUUCAGAUCUAGGGGGAUUUGUUACAUAAAGGUUGUAUUUGAAAGCCGUCUCUGGCAGGCGAUGGUGUUUGGAUUGAUGUGGAAUCUACUUAAUCCUAUUUCAACCUGGAUAAUAUCGAUUAAACACGAGUGGGCUUUUACAGUAAAGCGCGCUUGUGGAAAAAAACA